UUCGAUCAAAUAAGUAACACGUAGCAAAUACGUCAUUAUAUUGUUGUUAACGAAUUUCGACACCCCACCGUCUCCAUAUAAAAACCCAUCGCUUGACGAGCGAAUGCAAUUUUUAAAAAGCCAAAAAACCUGCUGGAGAAGACAUAUUUUGGCCCCAGUUAUGCCUCUUGCUUGGCAUUUUCCUGUUAUAAAAAGCGAUACAGCUUUUGUCAAAGUAACUCAAAAAAAUAUAUAUUUUAGUUAACUCCAAUCGUUUCCCCAACGUUAACCGUUUACGUAAAUUAUCCUAACCUGCUAAGAAAAGUCAAAUCUGACCAAAAACUGUAUCCCGUCUACUCAAAACCCUUAUCUCCCUACUGUCACAUGGCAUGAAUAAGAUGCAUGUAGACAUGGGGGCGAUAGAAAAUGAACCAGUGCUACCGAAAAUUACUGAUGCCAAGGGUAUUCUCCAACAGAACCGCGAGUUCCUGGACUUCUUCUGGGAUAUCGCUAAACCUGAACAAGAGAUACGGCUGAAGGCCAUUGAAAAUCUCAUACAAUAUCUGAAGACUAGUGAAAAGACAGAUGAGUUGACAUAUACCCUGAAGAGACUGGUGGAUGGCUUGGCACACACUAGAGAGGCUGCCCGGCCAGGCUUCAGUUUGGCUUUGGGACAGGUACUGAGCGUGUUUGAGGAGGUACCUCUGCGUACAGCCUUUGAUCAAAUCAAAGAGAAGCACAACUUGGCGAAAGUGAAAAAGAAACUCAUCAGAAAUGCUGCUUUUGGGAACUUCUUUGGUGUGCUCGCCCUGUCUCAGUCCACACGCCUUCCAAAGGAGCCUCAGGUGGUGCUGGAGUGUGUCCAGCUCCUCCAGAGCCUAUCGCAGUAUAGAGAACACCUGCGGGACCUGCCCAGGAAGACCAUGGUGGACAUCCUGUCUGAGACGUCAGAGGAGGUGUUUGAGGAGGUGCUGCUGGGAGCCCUGCAGACAGACCUGUCCUCUGCCUUCAGCACCCCUGAGCAGCUGCAGCUCCUCCUGGUGGCCAUGCAGAAGUUCCCCCAGGUGCUCAAGCCCAAGAAGCUGAAGAAGCUGCUGGGCACCUCCACAAUCAUUACCAUGGACAAUAUCCCUAAGUUGACAGAUGUACUGAAGAUGGCGGCCCGCUCAGUCAAGAAGGACCGCCUGCUGCCUGCGGUGGCUCUGGACCUGCUGCUGAUCUCUCUGAGGGAGGACAACUUUGAGCUCUUCUGGAGGGAGACCAUCAUUAACGGCAUGCUGAAAGAUCAGCCGGGGCCCACACAUUACCUGAGCUACCGGCUGUUGGGUAGUGCCUUGCCCUUGUUGACCCUGGCCCAGCUGAAACAGGUGUUAAAUGGAGAGGUGAUGAGGACCUACGGGGAACACGUGGUCUCUGCACAGCUCCCAGACCGCUUUAAGUUUGCCCCCGAGAUGGAGACGUACGUUGGCGACUUCCUGCAGGGCUGCGAUGACCCAGAGAAGCAGCUGGCGGUAAUGGUGGCCUUCUCCCUGCUCACAAACCAGGGCUACCCUGUGGUGCCCUCCUUCUGGAGGGUUGUGCAUCACCUGCAGCCGACCGCACUGCAGAGCUACGUGGACUGGCUCAAAGACAUGUUCCUCAACCCCCGGCUGGACAGCUGCCUGGACUUCAGCACCCGCAGGCAGAAGGAGAACCAGGAGGGCGGAAUCCAGAGAGAGAACUGUAUAUUCCGCCUGAGGAAGUGGAUCAUUCCACGCCUAACCUCCAUCGCCGAGAACAACCAGGUGAAGAGAGAGGAGGCUCUAGUGAUGGAUGUAGCCAGGUUUGUCUUUUUCCAUGCGUUCUUCAAUGCUAAGAAGGCCACCCCAGACAUACUUGAGACAGAAGCCACCCUGUCAGUGCCCCUGGAUGAGAAGACCAGAGCCAUCAUCAUAAACUCCUUCUUUGGAUUGCUGCAGCACAUCAACCACCUGCCUUUGCUGGGCGACUCCCCUGAGGUGGCAGCCCGCAACCAGAGGCACAUGCAGGGUGUGAUGGCUGACGGCUCCAUGUGGAUCUUCUGUCUGGUGCGGUACGCUGACACCCUGCUCAACCAGCCCAAGUACGCUCAGAGCACCCAGCCCUUCAGCCCCGAGCAGAGACAGGCCUGGGACAGUAUGCUGGUGUCAGUGGGGACUCUAAUGAAGAAAUCUAAGAAAGGCCAGACUCCAGAGACCUCUGCUUUCCAACAACUCUUCCUGCUGGUUGGCAUUCACCUCUUCAAGGCUCCAGAGGAUUUGGUAGACCUUUUGCAGGAUCUGCAGAACUGCAUGGAAAAAGCCCAAGAGAAGAAGUCCAAGAAGAAGAAGGCGGUAACCGGUUCUGCAGCAGCAGGAGAGGAGGAGCCCCACUGGGCUGAGGUGGUGGUGGACAUCCUGCUCUCACUCCUGUCCCAGCCCAGUAGACACAUCCGCCACGUCUGCAGGACUGUCUUCUCCAACAUCUGUCCCCACGUCACUGCCAGAGCCCUCACCGCCAUCUUGGAUGUUCUGGACCCAGAUAAAGAUGAGGAGGACAGUUCCAUCGUGGUGACGGAUGAUAAAGACUCUGCCAAAAUAAAGAAGAAAGACAAAAAAAAGAAAGGCGAGGAUGAAGACGACGAAGAGAUGAAUGAGGAUGAGUCGGAUGCAUCAGACGACGACUCUGAUGAUGGUGAAGAUGAGGCCAUGGAGGAGGGGAGCGAGGUGGAUCAGAACUUCCGCAUUGAGCUGAUGAAGGUCCUACAGAACCAGGGUGCUCUGGCCACUGAAGAGGAUGGCAGCGAUGGUGACGAGCUGGACGAUGAAGCCAUGAUGAAGCUGGACGGCAGCAUCGCAGGACUGUUCCUUGAACAGAAGAAGAAGAUGCAGGCCAAGAAGGAUGAGAAGGACAAGCUAAAAAAGGAAAAGACCCUCGUCAGAGACUUCAAGAUCAAGGUGCUGGACCUGGUGGAGGUGUUCCUGGCCAGGCAGGGCAGCAGCCCUCUGGUGCUGGGCAUGGUGGAGCCCCUGCUCAGCGUCAUCGAGAGCGGCAUGAGCUCCGAGAGCGACCAGCAGGAGCAGGACUUCCUCCGCAAGGCCGCAGACAUCUUCAAGAACCAGCUGUGCCGGGCCAAGCAGUACUGUAAGACCGUAGGCGACAGACAGGGGGAGCUCCACGACCUGCUGGAGAAACUCAUGACCAAAACCCAGAAGCUGUCUGACUCCUCAGUGUCACUCUACUUCUUCAGUGCAUCUCUGUACCUGGUCAAGGUGCUGAGAGGGGGGGCGCCCGUGGCCUCAGCAGAUGGCAAGACAACACCUUCUACUGAGCUGAGGUUCAUGGGUAACGUGGACGUGGAGAGGGUGUCGGCCAUCUUUAACGGGGCCCUCUGCUCCUUCAUGACGCGCAGGAAAAGCCCUCUGUCAGGCCUAAUGUUUGUCGACCUCUUCACCCGCUUCCCUGUUCUGUGUGUGAACCUGUUGGUGACCGCAGUGGAACACAUCACAACAGGAGUCAGAGAACACCAACAGAGCCAGGCCAGUGCCAUGGUGCUGCGGGGGCUGCAGAGCAGGGAGGUACAGCAGCUGUUAGCAGGCAACCCCUGGGCAGGGCUGCUUCAGCAGGCGGUGGGCCAUGUGGCAGCGAGUCUGGAGACUGUAGUUGAGACUGGUAAGAACAAGGUGGUCCAGGAGAAGUUGGUCAAAGCCCUGGAGCUCGGUCUCUUCCUGGUCAAAACUGUCAACCAGCAGAAGCUGUCUGUGGAUCUGGAGCCCCUCAAAAAGGUUCUUCAGUCCAUGAGAGAGGUUCUGGGCUUCAGGAAGACUGGACAGAUGGAGGACACCUACUGGGCUGUUAUGAAACAUUUUGGAGUCACAAAGCCCAAAAGGGACAGAACCAGGAAAACCAAAGACCAGGCUGAGCUGACCGCUCCAAAGAAGAAGAAAGGAUUCCUGCCCGAGACCAAGAAGAGAAAGAACCGCAAGAAGCAACUGCCUGUCUCUGAGCAGGGGGCAGCAGAUGCCAACUCAGUCCCCUUGGGGAAACCAGAGGGAGGAAAGAAGAAAAGAAACAAAAUCAAGAGGAAACUACCAGGAGGAGGAGAGACACCUGGACAGGGUCUGACCAAGAAGGCCAAGACGACACAGCCUGAAGGCAAACAGAAGAAGGGAGGCAGAGGAGAAUAAAGUGGACUAUAUGUGUGUACUUAGGCCAGAGAGAGAGCCUGUGGUUGUGAAGAUGGGGUCUCAUGCUCUGGUUUUGUAACUUUGCUCUACGAAGAGCUCCUAUUGAUAUCCUUUUCAUACAAAGGAAGGGUGAGGUUUGUUUGUGGCCUUAGGCUGUAUGUUCCCUUUGCGUCCCAACACACCAGUGUGAAUCUUAUGCAAAAUUCUGGAGUGUUCAUAAGCCUCUGAACUGAUAAGUAGUCAAAUAAUAAUUGGUCAUUGCUUUGUCUAUGCGCCAUUUUCCUUGCAUGCGUUCUCUGUGAACAAGGGAGCAUAGUCGGCUUGAAUCCAGGCCUUGGGGAUUAUGCUAGUAGACCUCAAGCCUAUUGAAUGUGUUGCACAUGGUGAAAUAACACUGCUUUUAUUGAUAUUAAACAUGUUACAUUAUGGCACGUCACACAACAGAA
Messenger RNA from Oncorhynchus keta (chum salmon), 4609 nucleotides. RefSeq names its product myb-binding protein 1A-like protein. The transcript is spliced from 26 exons. Gene Ontology annotation, biological process: regulation of DNA-templated transcription. Gene Ontology annotation, cellular component: nucleolus. Gene Ontology annotation, molecular function: transcription factor binding; RNA binding; transcription corepressor activity. NCBI's taxonomy places the organism in Eukaryota, Metazoa, Chordata, Actinopteri, Salmoniformes, Salmonidae. The coding region runs from base 369 to 4163 and encodes 1264 amino acids. The record is from RefSeq and is a predicted model, not a curated record.